GUACGGAUUACUUAAAAAAAAUAAAAGAAAUAGAAUGGGAAGGGAAAGACUCUUAAAGCUCAUAGUCCCCCUUCCCCUAUCUCCGUAUCCUCAAUGGGCCCAGCCUUUUGUUCUUCCCUCUGCAGGCUAUGAACCCACCAGACCUUUACACUGCCCAAGAGAGAGGCUCCGCUUGGCCGAUUUACUAUCAUCCAAUUCAGGGUGCCCCCACUGGAUAAUGGCUUGGGCAAGCCCCCUCCUGCCAUGUCUCAUGGUAGCCCUUUCUGAGGCACUGACACUCUUCUAAUUUCUUAGGAUCAGGAUAGCAAACUGGCUUCAAUGGCAAACAGACCAGGCCACAGUGGCUUUUUAUAGAAAGACCAUCUUGAUCUGGAGGCAAGUCCCCAGAGCCUCUUGAAUCUGUCCAGUACAUACCCCUCUGGAACAGGCCUCCUUGUACCCCAUGCCUGGCUUACACCCUCUCCUGAAGGCUCCAAAGGCUCCCAGCGCACCCUGAUUUCUCCACCAACCUCAGCUCUGCAUGUGGCGUUUAUGUGGCCGGAGUUGGGGGAGGGAGGCCCGGGCCGAGGGAAGGGGCAGGCCUGGCUGUGGAGCCCCUCCUCCUUUGGGCCCUGCCUGGAGAGGGAGGGAUAAAGGAGCAUCGGAGCAGGCCUGCUUGAUGCUCGCUAGCGGCUACAGCUGCAAUGGACAGAGUGAAGUCAGAUGGCAGCGGCCAUGGUAGAGAGAGCAGCCCCCACUCCCAGCGGCCAUGCAGGACAUUUGCCCCAGGGGCCUGUCGCUGGGGGUUGAGCUGCAACUUCACUCAAGACAGGAGGGCGUCCCAGGUCUGCAGAUACUUCCAGCGAGGCUUCUGCCUCCAUGGGGAUCAGUGCAGCUAUCAGCACCCUCAGCCCCCUGGCCACCUGGAAUGGGGCCGGCGCCACUCUGAGCCACGUGUCCCCCUGCCAGGACCCUGGCUGAGGCUGACCCGCAGGGGCUCCGAGCCCACCUACCUGCCGUCUGUGGCUGUGGCUUGCUCCUGCUGGGGCACGAAGCCUGGCCUGGCAGGGUUGGCCGGCAAGGCUGAGGAGGUUGGUGGCAGUUCCUGGAAGUCCCUGUCACCAUCAUCAGCUGCUGAAGACAAUCACAGCUACUCCCAGGAGCCUCAGCCUAAGUCAGACCCUGUCCAGGAGCUCAUGGCCCCGCUUCAGAGCCUGGACCUGGAGCUGCAGCAGAGGGAGCAGGACAGUCGGGACGUCGUGUGUGGCAUCUGCAUGGACAAGGUGUGGGACAAGCCAGAGGCAGAGCGGAUCUUCGGCAUCCUGCCCAACUGCACCCACGCCCACUGCCUGGGCUGCCUGCGCGCCUGGCGGAAAAGCCAGCAGAGCUUCCCGCUGGCGGUCAUCAACAGGGCCUGUCCCCAGUGCCGUGUCCAUUCCAGCUACAUCAUCCCCCACAAGUUCUGGGUGAGCAAGGGGGCUGAGAAGGAGCAACUCAUCAGGAGCUUCAAGGCUCGGACCAGCCAGAUCCGAUGUCGGUUCUUCAUGCAGGGGAAUGGCCGCUGCCCCUUCAAGUCGGAUUGUAUUUACCUGCACCAGCUACCGGAUAAAGCCCUGACCUCUGAUUCUCCCUGGACUGAGAGUAUGCAGCUGACCUCUGGGAGUGAGGUGCCGGGCCCAACAGGGUUCCAAGGGGGCACCGAGCAGGAGGACGAAGCAUUCUUCGUGGACUGUGCCCUGGCCAUGGCCUUCUGGGGUUCAGAACUCUUACUGGAUACCAAUAAUUCUUACCUUUGCCUUCUGUGACCAGGAUCAACAUGUGGGGCCAAGGGGCAGGGGGUUGCUAGGUGGUAGGUCUUUUCCCUUUCUGGGCUUGGUGGGGGGUGAAAAUAACAAGUCCUCCAUGCCCAGGAAGCUCGUACUGACACAGGGAGGGAACAGGGGAAGAGGUGGGGGGCACUCGGGGAAGACGAAGUGUUCACUCUCUUGCCAGGGACAUGGUUUUUAAUGUUGCUUUUUGUAGGAUUCUGGACAAAACCCAAUAAAAUGCAUCUAAGUCAUUA
This is a messenger RNA of Suricata suricatta (meerkat), 2041 nucleotides long. RefSeq names its product E3 ubiquitin-protein ligase makorin-1-like. Gene Ontology annotation, biological process: protein polyubiquitination. The transcript has 8 exons. Gene Ontology annotation, molecular function: ubiquitin protein ligase activity; metal ion binding. NCBI's taxonomy places the organism in Eukaryota, Metazoa, Chordata, Mammalia, Carnivora, Herpestidae. The coding region runs from base 684 to 1784 and encodes 366 amino acids. The record is from RefSeq and is a predicted model, not a curated record.